UGAGCCAAACCGGCACAAGACGAGACAUGUCUGUUACGUGUGUCUCCUGUAUGUCUGCGUGUGUAAGUGCUGACCUUCCUUCGGUGUGUAUGCGAUCUCGUGUUGGCCCUCAGGUGAACCAGCCUCAGGAACCACCGGACCUGACACACAGUGACACGGGAGACACAGCACCCGACCAUGCACACAGGUGCGUGUCUCUUUUCCUGUUCAAGCUCACCUCCCUCCUCCUCUCUCGUAAAGGAGCAUGCGCAUUUCAUCGAGUUGGGCUGCGCCGAUGACUCACUCGUCGCGAGGAAGCUGGUCGCGCCGGCAGACGAUGGAGAGAGCCACGCCGUGUGCACUCGAUCAUGGACGGUGAUGUGCUCAGGCUUCUUGGCCAGCGUCCCAUCGGCCGUGUAGUGCAGCAUCGGGUGGAAGGCCUCGCGUGCCGUGGCCGAGGCAGACCACGAACCGACGCAGAGGGCUACGAGCAGUGUCAGAGCCACGCGCAU
Vitrella brassicaformis is the source of this 491-nucleotide messenger RNA. NCBI's taxonomy places the organism in Eukaryota, Vitrellaceae. The record is from the annotation of a GenBank genome assembly.